Molecule: messenger RNA, 738 nt
Organism: Scheffersomyces amazonensis
Lineage: Eukaryota; Fungi; Ascomycota; Pichiomycetes; Serinales; Debaryomycetaceae
Exons: 1
Coding region: 172-699 (175 amino acids)
Biological process (GO): positive regulation of DNA-templated transcription
Cellular component (GO): nucleus
Molecular function (GO): chromatin DNA binding; transcription coactivator activity
Source: RefSeq, a predicted model, not a curated record
CUGUAUAUGUUCCUGGCACCUACUGGAUAUUGGCUGUGACUUGUGGAGUGUGACUUGUGAUUUAUGUAGAAGAAUAUAAAUACCGGAUAUUAACUAUAUACACUAUUUAUAUUUAUAUUUAUAUAAUAUAUUAUAUAUAUUAUUUAUUAUUUAUUAUAUAUAUUAUUUAUUAUGUCCAUUAAUACUGUUCCAUUAAAGAAUAAUUAUAAUCAGUUAUUAGGUAGUCUGGAAGUAUGCCCCUUUACAUUAUUACCAGGAGAGAAAGUAAGAUAUAAUACUCAAUCAGGACGUCAAUCAUUAGAUAUUAUUGAUGGUGAACAUAGACCAUUAACUAAUAUACCAACCAUUCAUAUAACGGCACGAGAUGGAUAUUUAUAUUUAACAACAAAACGAUUAAUUUAUAUUACAUUAAGUCAAGGAGAUGUUAAUACAUUUACAAUUGAUUUAUCAUAUGCAGAUAAAUUAAGAUUAAGUCAUUCAUUAAAAUCUCCUUGGUUUGGACCUAAUUAUUGGGAAUUUAUAUUCUUUAGUAGUGAAUCAUCAAGUGAUGGAUUUCCUAAUAAUAAAUAUUUUAAGGGGCAAAUUAAGUUUAGUGAUGGAGGAUUAUUUAAUUUUGUUCAAGCUUUUAAUAUAGUACUUAAUGAUGUAAUUAAUAAUAGUCAUAUAGAUGAUGAAUUACCGGGCUACAGUGAAGUGUGAGUCAUAACUAAGUAAUAAUAUAUAAAGUAAUAUAUAAAG